AUGGCGCAUCCUUUGGACAAUUGGAGAGCACGACGACCGAGCUGGGCUAACCGCCUAGAAACAAAUAUCCACGACCUCGUUCAACCGGGAACCGCCAUAGCAACACAAUACCCGCAUCUCCACGAAGCAUUCGCAGGCCGACUAGACCAGGCCUGGAUCGCGAGAGAUGGUGAACACGUCUCACGAUGUGACGAGCCGUACGGUAAUGCGGCCCGGGCUGACGCAGAUGCGUUCCAAAGACAUAAGAAUCACGAAAAUGAGAUUCCAUAUGAUAACGCGCAAUACCGGCUUCGGAAUAUGUGUCGCGUGCUGAAGGCGCGUAUGACACCUUAUGCGAAUAUCGGUGGAGGCACCUACGGCACUGUCUUUCUUGCUCGAGAGCCUAAUCCAAAUCCAGAGAUCCCCACUGAAUACAAGUUCUACGCCAUAAAAGUCGAAACACAUUGGGACAUGGAAAAUCGAGCGACCUGGAAUUAUAAGCCUACCAUGACCGUCCUCGACGAGCUCACAAGAUUCCCAAAGCUCGAUUCGGUAUAUGUCGAUGACAAAGUGCAUUCAAUCGUCAUGGACGCGUGUCUAGAUCCUGAUCUUCUCAGAAUGGACCCUAAAGAGUUCCAAACUAAAGACCCAGAAUUAAAGCGCGUCGUUGCUUUCACGGGAAUGUACCUCACGCACGAAAAGAAGCCGAUUCUCAAUGAGGAAGAAGUGUGUAAGGUUGCGUCGCAGAUACUCGAGGGUUUUGCGUAUCUUCGGCACAUGAAUAUCUCCUACGGCGACUUGUCCAAGGCUAACUUUCUCGUUGAUGAGUCUCUCAAUACCAAACUCAUCGACCUAGGAAUGACGACCUUCGGCUUCGACGACCCCGACUUCCAAAAAGACUGCUGGGCCCACGUAGUCGGCCAAGAAAAUAUCCUAACCCCAGAAAUUGCCCUGGAACUGGCAAAACCGGAGUGGAAACACCAAGAUCGAGAACAAAUCCAAGUGGACAUCCCCAUCCCCUACGACGCCCGCAUAGCACAUCUCUGGCGAAUCGGCGCCCUCACGUACGAAAUGCUACACGGCUAUGCACCUUGGGAGUCACCCGAAUAUUAUCAUGAGUUGGGCAGAGUGGAUUGGGACAGGGAAAAUGCCACUCAAUGGGAGGAGAUUUAUAAGCGGCGGGAUCGGAUUAUUAACGAGGAGUUGCCGAUUCGGGAGGACUUGUCGCAGGAUUGUGUGGAUAUGUUGAGGAUGACGCUGCAUAAGCAACCGAUGGAGAGGGCGACGUUGGAGGAGUUGUGUUCGGUGCCUUGGUUUGGGCAGUGGGCUUAUCAUGAUGAUGGCGUGUGGAUACGGCCAGAAUCCGAGUCGUACAAGCAAAAGCGAGCGGAUAAGAAUCUUCCUCGUUGGAACAUGACGUUUUAA
Molecule: messenger RNA, 1404 nt
Organism: Aspergillus chevalieri
Lineage: Eukaryota; Fungi; Ascomycota; Eurotiomycetes; Eurotiales; Aspergillaceae
Product: Protein kinase domain-containing protein
Exons: 4
Coding region: 1-1404 (467 amino acids)
Biological process (GO): peptidyl-serine phosphorylation; protein autophosphorylation; autophagosome organization
Cellular component (GO): cytoplasm; autophagosome
Molecular function (GO): ATP binding; protein serine/threonine kinase activity
Source: RefSeq, a predicted model, not a curated record